AUGCUCCGAUCAGCGGUCAUUACGCGAUCCCAGCAGAUCAAACAAGCUGUCGGGCGCCAAUUUGCGUCCGCCGCGGCAGCAGCUGCUGAAAGUGCAGGGAAGAGCAAGGCGAAAGCGAAGUCGGCGGGAGGAAGCAGCGGCGGGAAGAAGAAAGCUUUGGAAGACCAAGGGAAGGCGGCUUCCAUUGUAGAGGCGGCGCUUCGCCAUGCUCAAAUAGAAGUGCCGAAUCUGGAUGAGGCUACUCAGGCGGAGGAGAUGCUGAUGGCGAAGGAGUACUCGAGGUUGAUGAUGCAGAAGCACCACCAGCAGAGAGGGGCCGAGUCAGCCAGGCUCAAGCUCAAGCUGGCAGCCAUCCAAGCCCUACCUGCUGGCAAGCUUAGGGAUGCUGCCAUGCUUCCAGAUUUCACUCCCUUUCCAUCCAAUCCGCUCGUCAUUCUAGCAGCAGCGUGUCGGCCGUGCCGCGGCGAUGGAUGGGAUUUAAACCACGUCGCGUCCCACGUGGCGGAGCGGCCGUUCACGUGCGUGCACGACUCGCACGUGGCGGCGCGCAGCAGAGAGCACACGCGCCGGCAACUGGCGUCGUACCGCACAGGGUGGGUGGGGCCGUGCGGUACAGGGUGGGUGGGGCUGUGCGGUACAGGGUGGGUGGGGCCGUGCGGCACAGGGUUGGCUGAGGUGGACAUCGACGUGGACCCAUCCCUGCUGGCGGCGCAUUCGCUCUGCCAAUCAGAGGACCCCGCCACGUGUGGGGAGGUGGCAGCCGGGACAGGCACACCUGGUGCUGACGUCAUCCUGUUUCUCUCAGCCAAACAAACGGCCACGUGCGGCAGCACGACAGCGGCGGCCCACGCGUCGCACUGCGCGGUGGACCCGGCGUCGAACCGCCCGCUCGCCGCGUCGCUGAACCUCUGCCCGCUGGCUUGGCGCGCCGUGGGGCAGCACUCGCCGUCGUACGACUCGCAGGUGCACGUGGUGCUGCACCAGCUCACGCACGCGCUCGCCUUCAGCUCCGCGCUCUUCCCGCUCUUCAAGGACGUAAGAGGCCAGCCGUACGCGCAGGUGGUGACGACGGCAAAGCAGGCGGACGGCAGCACUGUGUCGAAGAUCGUCACGCCCGCCGUGGUGGCCGCAGCGCAGCGCCACUUCGACUGCCCCGCGCUCGACGGCGCCGAGCUGCACUCCGCCCCGCCCUCCGCCUCCGCGCCCGCCUCUCCCGCCCCCUCCGCGGCCCCCGCGGAGGCGAACAGCACGGAGUGGGGGUCGCUGGUGACCUCGGUGCAGCCGCAGAACGCGCUGACGGGGGGAGUGGCGCUGGAAGGGGGCGCGGAGGGGGGGGAGGUGGUGAGCAGCCAUUGGAGCGUGCUGCGCUUCGAGCACGAGUACAUGACGCCGCUAUUGGACGGGGUACCAGUGGUAUCGGAGCUGACACUGGCGCUAUUCCAGGACAGCGGCUGGUACGCCGUGACGCCAGGCAUGGCGGGCAUGCUGCGCGCCGGCUACCACCGCGGCUGCUCCGCUGCCACUGCCACCCUCUCCUGCCCGCCCUCCCCCUCCGCCUCCUCCUCCGCGUCCGCGUCCGACAGCACGCCCCCCGGGUUCUGCUCUGCGGCGGACCUCAACCGCUCCGCCACCUUCUCCGCGGGGGGGGAAGUGCGCCGCGUGCUCAUGCCGCUGACGUGCUCGUCUGACUUCCUCUCCGUCGCCACCUGUGACUCGGGCUGUGCGCCUUCCUCUUCCUCCUCCCCCUCGUCCUGCCUCUUCGGCACGUGCAAGCACAAGACCAGUGUGGAGUCGCAGCGCUGCCAAGCACCACGUGGGCCGGAGGAGAGCAGGGCAGCGGAGGUGCAGCAGCUGGGCAUGGCGUACGGCCCGUCAUCGCGCUGCUUCCUGCACGGCCCACAGUUCUUCGACUAUGCCUUUGGUGCCGGUGCCGUGCCUCCCCCCGGCGCCGGCUGCUACCCCAUGCGCUGCGUCCCCUCAUCCGCCUCCUCCUCCGACCACUCCUCCCAUGACUCGCGCUCCUCCCGCUCCGCUGACUCCGCUGAUGCCCCUCCUGCUGCCGCCAGUGGCAACGGCAGUGCCUCGCUCGCCCCCACGGCGCAGGGCAGCACUGCACUGUCGUCGCGCGCCCCUUCCUCCACCCCGAAGCGCCAACUGCGGGGGAAGGGCAAGGGGAAGGGGCGGGGGAAGCACGGGGGCGGGAUGGUGGUGGAGGUGCGCGUGGGCGGACAGUGGUAUCCGUGUCCGUCGGGGCGCAUGGUGGCUCUCGACCAGGGCGGGGGGGACUUCCACGGGGGGACCAUCGGCCCCUGCCCUGACAACCGCCGCAUGUGCCUCUCUGCCAUGUGCCCCAACGACUGCUCGGGGAAAGGCAUAUGCUACAACAGCACGUGCUACUGCCUGCCUGGCUACGCGGCUGCUGACUGCUCCCAGGUGAGAACCUGCCAGCUACUUCUGCAGGUGUUUCUCCAGAUGCUUCCGCAGAUGCUCCAUCAGGUGCUUACUCAGGUGCUUCCCCCUCGCCUGUGCUCGUCUUCCUCCGCCCUCCACCAUCAGGUAGCGUGCUCACCACUCGCCCUCACGCCAGCCUCCACCUGUCGUGCACCAGCCACCUGCGACCACGCCUCGGGUCUCUGCCUCCUGCCCUCCGGCCGCCCCUCGCCCCUCCCCCUCGCCGCCGCGCCCCCCUACACUCCCCCCCCGCCCCCCUCCCCGCCUGCUCCACCUGUCUUCCCCCUGCAUGGCGCCCCGCCCGCCCCUGGGAGCACCGGCAACAGCAGCACCGGCAGCAACAGCAGCAGCAGCAGCAACAGCAGCAUGGGGGGCGAGGCGCCGCAGUACGGGGUGUUGGUGCGCAGCGUGGUGGUGCUGGGGGGGGCCAACAUCAGCGCCAUCCGCGACGGUGCGCGGCUGCAGGAGUUCCAGGCGCAGUUUCAGGCGCAGAUGAGCGCCGCGGCGAGGGCCACGGGGUACGAGGGGCAGGUGGACGUGGCGAUCGAGGCCAUCUAUGCGGGCAGCAUCCUCGUGCAGUCCACUGUCAACUUCUUCCAAGCCACCAGCUUUAACAUGCCCGGUCAACUGCUCCACAACCUCAUCACGUCUCCCGCGCUCAUCUUUGCAGCAUCAUCCUACUUCCUGGCGCUGCCCUCGGGCCGCAUCUCCUCCUUCAACUGCUCCAUGGCCGCUGCGCCGCCCUCCAACAGCGCGCCCCAGGGCGCGGAGGGGCCGCCUUUAGGCAUCUCGUACGGCGCAUGGGCCGCCAUGGCUGCGGCUAUCCUUGUUGCUGGCGUCGCCAUCUGCACCGUGCUCAGCCGUAGGGCAUCAAGAAGGCGACGGGAGGCGCUACUCUAUGCACACGGGUACGACGCCACAGGAGCGCCGUGGUACAUGGAGGGGGAGGAGUACGAUGAGGACAUGGAGGGUGACCUGGAUCUCGACCUCGACCCCCUUGAGGCAUAUGCUCAGGUACGUACCUACCCCUCCUCUCCUGGCCCCCCAACUCUACCGCCCCCUCAACCCUGCUCACGCCAUGGGGUUCACGAGCACUGGCCGCUAUGUGCGUUGGGUGUGUGCACCCCAUACCACCUCCACGUGCCCUUCUCUCCCUCCCUCAUCACCGCUCUUUUACUUCCCCCCCCACCUCCCCUCGUUGCUCUCCCCGCGCCCUGCCAACAGCUGGUGGCGGAGGCACAGCAGCACCAGGGGGGCGACAUGGGUGGAAUGGGUGGGAUGGGCGGGAUGGGGGGGAUGGGCGGGAUGGGGGAGGAGGGCAUGCAGGGGGGCAUGGCGCAGCUGUCAUCCCUGCCCUCAUCGCUGCAUGCAGCAGCCUUCAUGGCGGCAGCAGCAGGGGGUGGAGCAGCACCCCCCCCAGGCCCGUCCCCCCCUCUCCUGCCCGCCAGUGAGCGCCUGCCUGCGCCCUCGCGCCGUCUCUUCGCUCUCCCGUCCUUUUCAUCGCGCCGCCACCCUUCUUCCUUGAAGCCCUCGCGUGCCAUCUCCGGUCCCAUCCUCUUCCACGCCCCCAACCCCACCGCCUUCACCAGCGCUGCCAUGCCCCGUCCCCCCUCUGGCCCGCUGCUGCCCCCUUCUGCUGCCGCUAGGGAGGCCGCCAGGCUGGGGGAGGGCGGUGAGGGGGACGACGCACAGGGGGAAGGGGGGUGUGAGGGGAAGGAAAAAGGGCGGGAUGCGGUGGAGGAGGUGGGGGAGGAGGCGUGGGGGCGGGCGGCGUUGAGGAGGCUGGUGCGGUCGGUGUCGGGGCCGCUGGCGGUCAUCUGGGCGUCUGACCCGCGCCCCCCCGCGCCCGCCACGCCACACCACGCCCUGCCCCACUCGCACUCCCUCCACCCGCACCGCCUCUCGGGCCGCCUGCGCAUGGGCAGCGCCUCUGGGCGGCUGUCCGGGCGGCUGUCUGGCCGGCUGUCUGGGCGGCUGGUGGCAGGGCGGCCAGCAGGCGGGCCCAGGCGGUCGGGGGAGUUGAGGCGAUCAGGGGAGUUGAGGCGGUCGGGGGAGCUGGCAGAGGGGGCGGGAGCGCGGGCAGGGGGGAGGCGGUUCCCCUCAGGCGAGCUGGGCGCGGGGAUGGGCGCAGGGGGAAGGCAGAGGGGCAUGUCGGGGCCUAUUGACGCCAUGGGGCGGCCUGCAGGGGCGGAGUUCAUGGGCGUGGGCGCAGGCAUGGGCAGGCAUGCUGGGGGCCUGGGCGGGGGCACGUUGCCUCUGUCCCUGGCCGCAGGCAGCUAUGCUGGCAGCUACGGGGGAAGCUAUGGAGGCAGUCAUGGGGGCAGCAAUGCAGGCAGCCAGCCCGGCACACAGCCGCAGUCACCGUCCAACAGAGGGGGGGCAGGGAGGCGAGCAGGGGGCGAGCAGGAGGCGGAGGGCAGUGCGGCGGUGGGUUCGCUGAGCGGGAUAGAGCCGUCGCUGCUGCACCAGAUGCACCUGCAUGGCAUGCACCUGCCCUCCCACCUGCCCAUCCAUGCCUCCGCCUCCCAGCCCUCCAUGCCCGGCCUUGGCCAAGCCCCCCCACAACCGGGGGCACAGGGCGCAGCAGCAGCAGGGGAGGGCGGGGCGGCGCGCAUGGUGCGGGUGAGCUCUGCGGAUUCCGCUGCCGCUGGUGCAGGAGGGGCAGCGGUGGGGGGGCUACCGCGAGCAAGCAGUGGGGGGCUGCCGCGGGUGGGCAGUGGCGGCCUGCCGGGCACGGGGGGCUCCACGCCCACGCUCAGGCGCGGCCUCUCUGUGUCGCCCUCCCACCGCGCUGCCCUCGUUGCUGCCCUCGCUGCCGCUGCAGUGCCCCCUGCCCCCUGCUCCACGCUGCUACCUGCUGUUGGUUGCCGUCCUCUCCCCCACUGCUCCCUGCACCCUAUGCCCUCUGCUCUGCUCUGCUGUUCCUUGUGCACUCCCCGAUCCCACUCCUCGCUUAUUUUUCCCUGGCUUAUCCCCAACACCCUUGUCUCGCCGCCCUCCCCUCCCCCUCCCCAUACCGGCCCACAGAGCAUCCGCGUGGGUCGUUCGGGCCACCUCACAGCCUCCGGGCAGCUCAACCCCUCGGGGCAGCUCAGAGCUUCCGGGCAGCUGCGCACAUCGGGGCAGCUGAGGCGCCUUGCGUCAGGGCAGCUGCAGGUGCCGGAGCACCUGAACCUCAACAGCACCACCACUGCCACUGCCUACCCCACCGGCAACAGCAUGAUGAGCAACGGCAGUGGCAGCGGCGCAUGGUCUUACUCUGCCAUGGGCCCUCCUCCCCAUGCCCAUGCUGCCCCCUCUGGCUCCACCGACACCACCGCUGCUGCGGGUGCAGCAGGGGAGCACCAUGUGCGCAUUUCGGGGCAACUGGUGGGUGGGGGGCUUGGGGCUGCCGAGGGUGGCGGUUCGGGCAUCGCAGGGUCGGGGAUGAGUUCGGGAAUAGGUUCGGGGAUUGCAGGUUCGGGCAUGUUGUCGGCAUCGGGGUCGGCAUGGGGGCAGAUGCCGCACUUUGGUCAGCUGAACCGGUCGGGGCAGCUGAGAAUACUCAAGCAGCUCGGCACACAUGGUGCCGGCACACCCCCCAUGCCCAUGCACGCCCAGGGGCAGGGGCACGGGCAUCAUGGGCAUGGGCAGGGGCAGGCGAGGCAAUCGUCCCCCCGUGCUGCUUCCCCACAGGCUGGAAGCCUUCCAGGCCAAUCAUUCCAGCAGCCAAUGCAGUCAAGCCAGUCAAUGCAGCAGGCAAGGCGGGCGGUGUCAGGGGUGGUGCGCUUCACCAACCCGCUCGCUGCCGCCCACCUCACCGCCUCCUCCGGGCAGCUUAACGCGCCCCAGCGUGGCCCUAACCAAUGGCUGCGCAGAGCCCGCUCCAACGUGGGGCUGUCCGGGCAGGUUGAAAUGUCGGGUAUAGUGGCGCAAUCAGCGCAGAUGGUGAGAGUGCCCAGCAACGGAGAGUACUCUGCUGCCCAAGUCACCCCGUCUGGGCAGCUGAGAAAAAACUUUCCUUCUUUUGCAACUUCGGGGCAGCUUCGGAACCCAUCGGGUCCAUUUGCCCAGUGGGGUCGGGGAGGGUCGGGGCGGAGAGAGGAGCUGGCAGAAGCGGCAGAGAUGGCGGCAGAGCAGGCAGAGAUGGCGGACUUCUACACGCGCAUGCGCAAUAAGGCCACUUCCGGACCCAUCUACUUUGGAUGA
Molecule: messenger RNA, 6639 nt
Organism: Closterium sp. Yama58-4
Lineage: Eukaryota; Viridiplantae; Streptophyta; Zygnematophyceae; Desmidiales; Closteriaceae
Source: the annotation of a GenBank genome assembly